CGCAGCGCUCGAGCACGCGCCGGGCGGCGGGGGCUCCGGGCAUGAAGCUGGGCCGGGCUGCUCUGGGCCUGUUGCUGCUGGUGUCGGGGGUGGCGCGGGCGGUGGAGCCCAUCAGCCUGGGACUGGCCCUGGCCGGCGUCCUCACCAGCUACAUCUCCUACCCGCGCCUCUACUGCCUCUUCACUGAGUGCUGCGGCCAGAAGCGAAGCCUCAGCCGGGAAGUGCUGCAGAAGGAUCUGGACAGCAAGCUCUUUGGACAGCAUCUUGCAAAGAAAGUCAUCUUAAGUGCCUUGUCUGGCUUCAUAAGCAACCCGAAGCCCAAGAAACCUCUCACCCUCUCCCUACACGGGUGGACCGGCACCGGCAAAAACUUUGCCAGCAAGAUCAUCGCGGAGAAUAUUUAUGACGGUGGUUUGAACAGUCACUAUGUCCACCUGUUCGUGGCCACACUGCACUUUCCCCACGCCGCCAACAUCACCCUGUACAAGGAUCAGUUACAGCUGUGGAUUCGCGGCAACGUGAGUGCCUGUGCGAGGUCCAUCUUCAUCUUCGAUGAAAUGGAUAAGAUGCAUGCUGGCCUCAUCGAUGCCAUCAAGCCUUUCCUGGACUACUAUGACCACGUGGACGGGGUCUCCUAUCAGAAAGCCAUCUUCAUAUUUCUCAGCAAUGCUGGAGCGGAAAGGAUCACGGACGUGGCUUUAGAUUUCUGGAGAAGUGGGAAGCAGAGGGAGGAAAUCAAGCUCAGAGACAUGGAGCAUGCCUUGUCUGUGUCGGCCUUCAAUAACAAGAACAGUGGUUUCUGGCACAGCAGUUUAAUUGACCGAAACCUCAUCGACUACUUUGUCCCCUUCCUUCCCCUGGAAUACAAACACCUGAAGAUGUGCAUCCGAGUGGAAAUGCAGACCCGGGGCUAUGAAGUUGAUGAGGACAUUGUGACCAGAGUGGCCGACGAGAUGACAUUUUUCCCCAAAGAGGAGAGAGUUUUCUCUGACAAAGGCUGCAAAACUGUGUUCACCAAGUUGGAUUAUUACUAUGACGACUGAUGACACAGGAGUCGUGGCCAUGCUGGAGGAGAGAACUCAACACCCAGUCCUUUCCGCGAACCCCGUCCGCCCUGGGACCGGAGCCCACGAGUUUUCCUGUCUGACCGGACAGGCACGUCCUGGGCAGCGCUCACUCAGCGGCCUGCAGGCCGUCACCUGCCGACGGUGGCCCGGAGCAGCCCGGAGCCUUCAAGGAGGAAGUGGCUGCUCCCAGCCCACUCGGACCAGGGCUCAUGAUUUUUUAAAAAUCAUGUUUUAAUGUCAAGUGUUGCUGUUGCAAGGAAGGAUGAAAAAGUUUUACUGAAAAUGUGAUAACUUUAUUUAAAAUGGUUUUUAACACUCUGAGAAACUCUUCAGACUCUCAGUUGUUGGCUUUGUGUGGUUUUUCGAGUUCCCGUCAUUGUGACGCACACCGUGAUGUCUGCUGCAGAGAGCCCAAGUCCAGAGCACGUGUUCGAGGGGUGAGGACCGAGGCUGAGCCGUGACCAGAUCCGUCACAGGACAGCCAUCUCAGGCAGCAGUGUUCCCUGGAAGGACAGGGAUGGAAGGGGCGUGGGCAGAUCGGAGAAGCCGUCAGUGGGCCCCAAGGGCUCUCCUCUUGGUGGCACUGAGACACUUGGGACGUUCCCCUGAAAGGAGCGGACUGCCAGCCCGUCCCGUGCCAGCUCUGCCGGGAGGCCCUCUGCCUUCCAUUCCCGAGAGCCCUGUGCUGUCUGGCAAGUUUUGCCAUGUUUUUUAGAAGCCUCACUCAUUUACUACUACUUUCUAUGUUUAAUUAGCACUCCCAAUUCCUCCUAGGACAGUUCAGCUGCCCCUCCCUUUGCGGGUGCUGAGAACUGUUUUUAUUAAGCCAACAGCUACCAUUUUACAAUAAA
Messenger RNA from Molossus molossus (Pallas's mastiff bat), 1918 nucleotides. RefSeq names its product torsin family 1 member A (gene TOR1A). Bases 42 to 1043 code for a protein of 333 amino acids. The transcript has 5 exons. The record is from RefSeq and is a predicted model, not a curated record. Lineage: Eukaryota; Metazoa; Chordata; Mammalia; Chiroptera; Molossidae. Gene Ontology annotation, biological process: protein localization to nucleus; nuclear membrane organization. Gene Ontology annotation, molecular function: ATP hydrolysis activity; kinesin binding; ATP binding. Gene Ontology annotation, cellular component: nuclear envelope; endoplasmic reticulum lumen; endoplasmic reticulum.